GCCAUGGUAGCGGCGCGAGGCGUCGAACAAACUACACGGGGCGCGAGGAGCAAGAAAGUCAGCGGUUUGAUUAGUCAUGGCGGAGGGAACUGAAUCAGUAUAUAGAUUCAAUGUAAUCUUACGCAAUUUGGCAUGAACUCAUCCUUAUUUUGUUUGGUUUUGUUGCUCAACAUUUCCUGUUUCGCAGUGAGCUGCAUAUAUCGUGCGCGCGCUUCUUCGCCCAGGCUCUAACACUGAAGUGCACUGACUUUUGGAAAAGUGAAAGUGAUCGCCUUGAAGGAUGUCGCACAGCUCUUAUGGCAGAAUGUGGGCAGAUGCCCAGGGGGCCUUGCAGGAUCUACUGCAAGACGAGAUGCCUGCCAUGCUUCCCCGUCCACAGAAAGAUCCUUUUCAGGUCUUUCAGACUCUGGCUACUUUCUACCUGCGAUACCUUCAGAUCUUCCGGCGACUGGAGGCAGCCUACGACCAGAUCGUGCACCCCCAGAAGAUACGUGUGGUGCGCCAUGUCCUGGAAGGAGUCAUGGGGAGAUUGGUGGAGCUGAAGAACGAGAUGGUAGAGCUAGAGCUUUCUGAGUUUCACUACUUGGAUGAUGUGCUGCAGGACCUAAAGAUGACACCUGAGGACUUGGAGGUUCCCAUCCCACGCUAUUUUUUGAGGGAAAGGAUGAAAGCGAUGAAAGAAAGAGAGAAAAUGCUGGCUCACAUUCUGGCGGAAAAAGGAAACAUUGAACAGAAACCUGUUGCAGCAAACAAUAUGACUGUGGAGAGAGCAGUACGAUUGCUGCAGGUGUGUGAACGUGCACGACAGGGACGUCUCAGAGCUCAUUUUAUGAAGGAGAUCCGAGAUGAGGAGAGGAAAAAACAACGUCAAGUGAUCAACAGAACACUGGAUCUCCAUCUCUCAGCAACACUCAUACAGAAGACAUGGCGAGGCAACUGGCAGAGGAAGAGGACUGAGAAAGAACGUCUGGAGGAAAUGAUAUUUUUGGGAAUGAUAGACCCCCAACUUUCAACACCCAGCUCUGCCCAGCAACGAGCAAAGCAUAUAGAAAGCAGCAGGCAUCGGAUGCAGGAACAGCAUGAAGCAGAGUACCAACAGGCCCUGAUCAAUAUUAAGACUGUUCGCUUGUUAGAUGGACCAGACAUAAAGGAAACACUCCAGGAUCAAAUACGCCAAUGGUUCUUUGAAUGCCGAGAUGCCACUGGAAAGUUUCCUGAUUUCCCAAGCAUUGAGGAUGGAGGAUCAUCUUCCAUAUUUGCCCAGAGGACACCAGAGGAGGUUGCUGCUGAGCUAGCUGCAAAAGAACAAGAGAAGGAGAAGAAGAAGUCCAAGGGGAAGAAAGAUAAAAAUACUGUAAAGGAAAAAAAGAAAGACAAGAAGGGGAAGACUAAAGGCAAAGUGGGGAAAGCUGAUACAGCGGAAGAGGAGGAGAAGGGAUGGAAGAUGAGCCCCAGUAACUUUCUGCCAACUGUGGUUCAAGGAACUAAGAUAUACCAAGAGGUUUGGCAGGCACGAGACGAAAGCCAGAACUUUAACCAGCAUUUUGACCCUGAGCUGGUGCGAGAGGAGAAGAGAAUGGAGGUGGAAGUGGAGAUCAGAGUUCAGGUAGAUGAGCUGAUGAGGCAGGAGCUGAAGAAUCUCAAACUGGUGGUGGACCGGGACAAGGGCAUAAAGAAGAAAAAAGGGAAGAAGGCUAAUAAAAAGAAGAAAAAGAAAGCCAAAAAGGGAGGAAAGAAGAAGAAGAAGAAAGAGAAAGACCUUACAGCUGACAGGACUGUUGAAUCAAUAUACGAAGAGCUCGUUCUGGAAGGCAUUCUGAUUCAGCCGAAGGCCGUAAAUCUACGUGAUUACCUCGGGGAAUACAGUUACCUGGGUACGAGCCUAAGGCAGGCAGAUAUUGAGCCCAUGCCAUCCCUCUCAGACGUCAGACAGCUCAUUGCUCUCUAUGGUGUGCUGCCUCUGGGCUCUCAGAGUGUACAUGAGAGAGGACCCCUUAUCCGUUCAUUGCUGCUGGCUGGUCCAUCAGGUGUGGGUAAAAGGAUGCUGCUCCAUGCUCUGUGUACCGAGACUGGGGCCAAUCUGUUCAACCUCUCCCCCGCCAACCUGACAGGAAAAUACCCGGGCAAGAGCGGCCUUGAGUAUCUUUUACAUAUGGUCUUGAAGGUGGCUCGCCAGCUGCAGCCCUCCGUCAUUUGGAUCGGAGACGCUGAGAAAACAUUCUACAAAAAAGUCCCAAAACAAGAGAAAGAGAUGGAGCCCAAAAGACUGAAGAAAGACCUGCCAAAAGUGGUUAAGUCCAUUAAAGCGGAGGAUCGUGUGCUGCUGGUGGGGACGUCUCGCAGACCAUUUGAUGCAGACCUCAAAGCAAUGUGUAAAGUUUACAAGAAGACCAUCCUAAUUCCCAGACCAGACUAUGCUUCAAGAAUAAAUCUAUGGAAAGAGUUGCUUAAAAUGCGAGGUGUUCGAUUCAGCCCCUCUCUGGACCUCAGCUCUUUGGCUAAAGUCACCGAUGGCUACACUCAGGGUCACAUCCUGCAUGCUGUGGGCAGUGUUCUGACCUCUCAGCGCCUCAGUCAGCAAACUAAGAAACCCCUCACUGCGAUGGAGUUUAUCCCUCCUCUUGCCAGACAGAACCCUGUCUACAAAGAGGAGGAAGAGGCCUUUAAGGGUUGGUACAGUCAGACUCCAUUAGGCAAGCGACGGGCACGGGCAGGAAAGGCAUUUCAAGAAGCGGCAGAGCUGAAAAAAGGAAAGAAACCUGGAAAAGGAUUAAAAAAGCCAGCAGAGGCAAAGGGGAAAAAGAAAAAGAAGUGAAUUUUCCAGUUAUACUAAGAGUUGUAGUUUUGUCGUUGUUUAUGAUAACAACACUGUUUCACUUAAUUUAAGGCCUUUAGUUUCUUCUCUACAAUAGUUUUACAUUUUAAUACUGUAGUAAUUUAUUAAUUUAGUAUUUCAAUGUAAAACCUGAAGACACUUGAAAAUGAACGUGGGAGACUGCAUUUCCUGAUUUGGGCUCUGGAGGGCAGCAGCGAACUUUCCUUCUUAUUCUUAAUGCUGUAUUAUUUCCUUUACAAUGAUACUGUUUGUUUGGUUUAUUUCUGUGUUUGUAGUUUAAUAUGACUUAAAUAAAUUUUUAUGC
Silurus meridionalis is the source of this 3140-nucleotide messenger RNA. RefSeq names its product IQ motif containing with AAA domain 1 (gene drc11). Lineage: Eukaryota; Metazoa; Chordata; Actinopteri; Siluriformes; Siluridae. Gene Ontology annotation, molecular function: protein binding; ATP binding; ATP hydrolysis activity. The record is from RefSeq and is a predicted model, not a curated record.